Molecule: messenger RNA, 765 nt
Organism: Zophobas morio
Lineage: Eukaryota; Metazoa; Arthropoda; Insecta; Coleoptera; Tenebrionidae
Product: endonuclease III-like protein 1
Exons: 8
Coding region: 1-765 (254 amino acids)
Biological process (GO): nucleotide-excision repair; base-excision repair; base-excision repair, AP site formation
Cellular component (GO): nucleus
Molecular function (GO): 4 iron, 4 sulfur cluster binding; DNA binding; oxidized pyrimidine nucleobase lesion DNA N-glycosylase activity
Source: RefSeq, a predicted model, not a curated record
AUGCGAAGAGUUAAAGUGCGAAUCUCUGAAGAGGCAACUAGUAAAAAGAGAGAUAAAGUAGUCAUUGAAGAAGCUGAAGAUACUAGGAAGUUGCAACUUGCAUUAUUACGUAAAAUUCGUCAGCAUGCAACAGCACCUGUUGACAAGUAUGGGUGUGAGCAAUUAGGCCGACUGAGUAACACGGAGAAAGGUUUUCGAUUCUAUGUUCUGGUGGCCUUGCUCCUCUCCUCUCAGACGCGUGACGAAAUUGUUGGCGCGGCGGUCUCACGCCUGCACCAUAUAGGCCUCUCCCCAGCAUCGAUCCAAGGACUUGAUGAGAACGUCCUUGCCGACCUUAUAAAGCCUGUUGGUUUUUAUAAGAAAAAAGCAAUCUAUUUAAGGAGGAUUUGUGAAAUUCUUAUAGAAAAGUAUGAAGGAGAUAUACCUAACAAUUAUCAUGAUUUAUGCGCACUCCCUGGAAUCGGGCCGAAAAUGGCAUACCUUGCCAUGGCACACGCUUGGAAUAAUCCGGUUGGGAUCGGCGUAGAUGUGCAUGUGCACCGCAUAGCUAAUCGUUUAAAGUGGGUUGACACACUUCACAAGUCCACCGAUCAUACCAGAAUGGAAUUAGAGAAUAUCAUUCCGAAGCGAUUUUGGCCCGAAAUUAACCCACUGCUGGUCGGCUUUGGGCAAGAAAUAUGUAGACCUACUAAGCCUUUAUGCCAUUUGUGCGAUUUGCAAGCUCUUUGUCCUUCGGCUUUUGCUAAAGGAAAUAAAAAAGUUUAA